UCACCUCUCUCUCUCUAUACUCCUUUUACUCCCUUCUCCAUCUCCUCCUCUCCCUCUUCUCCCCCACCGUCACCGGCGCCGGCGCUGACGAUCUGGCGCCAUUUCCGGCGAAGCUCCGGCGAUAGCCAUCAUACUUCAUCAUCUAUUCGCUCUUCUACCUCCUCCGAUCGCAGAACCGUAAACCCUCGCUUCGCGUUGCAUUAGAUCGCGCCCAUCUACGCCCAAUCUGAGGAGAAGAUCCGGUAAGCGAGAUCCCUAAUCUGUAUUUAAAGGAAGCGUCGUAAUCGAUCUACCAUAUCGAAGCAUGGAUAAAUUGGUGGAGUUUGGGAGAAAAGCUUGGUUCAUUGUUAGGGUUCUAUCCGGGUACGAAGAGAGGAGAAUCAGAUCUUACAGGUUGCUGCUUCAGAAGCGGAUCGAACAGUCACAAACUAGGAAACAAGAAUUGAGGAGGAUACCGGAACAGGCUAUUUUAUCAGAGGUUCGUCGCAUGGUCGAGGAGAUGCAAGCAUUAAACCGUCAGCUUGAUGAAACAGAAGCUGCAAUCGAAGAAUACUUCAAACCGAUCGAUAAGCACGCGCAGGUAAUAAUGAAUAUGCAACUCGAGAAAGAGGAAAAGCAAAUGAAGGAGAUGGUAAAAGCCAUGCAAGAGCAAAUGAUGGCACAACGAGAGAUGGUGAUCAAGCAAAUGGAAGCUGCUAAUCUUACUUCGAACCACCCCGAUCGAAGUACACCCUCGACACAUUCGAACCAAGAACAAGUCAAAUAAUCCUUCACCAAACUUUGUUGUAUUUAUCCUUUAUGGAGGAAUGUAUGUGUAUCCACUCUUUGCGCGCGAUCUGGUUAGCAAUAAUAAGGUAUAACAAUUUGUAUCAGAAAUCUCGUCCUCUUUUAUCGAGAAAGUGCGAGUUUCUUGACAUUUUUGUCAUACCCUUGCUCUUUGAAGGUGAUUUUUGUUUUGAUGGUAGUAGCAUAUUGUAUUUGAGAGAUCAUAUGUUCCGAGCUUUUUUGAAAUAGCUUUACUUAAACAACAUUUCCGUA
This is a messenger RNA of Ananas comosus (pineapple), 1038 nucleotides long. RefSeq lists its product as uncharacterized. Bases 305 to 766 code for a protein of 153 amino acids. NCBI's taxonomy places the organism in Eukaryota, Viridiplantae, Streptophyta, Magnoliopsida, Poales, Bromeliaceae. The record is from RefSeq and is a predicted model, not a curated record. The transcript is spliced from 4 exons.